AUGGAAGAUUUUGCCUAUGUAGACAAAAAUGUUUAUAUAAAUCUUCUCGUGACCAUUAUAAAUAAAUGCAAAGAAUACCUUCUAGGAAUAGGGAUUUUGAAGCUGCUCUUUUGCUUGUGCAUAGUGCUCAUUAGUAUCAUCUUUGCUCGUCGUAAAAACAAAAAGAAGAAAAAGAUCAACAUAUAUAUACAGCUACAUAAUGUGCGCCACGGAAACGGUAAGAAGGCAGCCGAACUAGCGGAUGACCAGAAAUGUUGCGCGCCCAAUGAAGAGGCACAAAUAGUAGAACCCACCCUUUCGCAAGCGCCUGAACCCACAGAUGUAGAACAAAUGAAUAACGAAUUUUAUCACAUAACCUACAGCCCACAUAUAUUUGACCUAAAAAGUAUUAACAGAACCGAAUUGUGCAACGUAUGCAAUGAAAGCAUCUACUCAUUUAUUUUUUACAAAAAGGACAUUUUCGAAUGCGUGGUGUGCAGAAAUAAGUGCCACAUAGAAUGUGCCCCCAACUCCAACUUGAUGAGCUGCAAAACGACUGUGUUCUUCAAAAAUAAACACAAGUUUAUAAAAAUUAGGAACUGCAUGUGGAAUAAUAAAUGCAACAUUUGCAGUAAAAAAUUUUCCUACUUCUCCUUUCCACCCUUUGUCCAACAGUACAUAUAUAAAUGCAUUUGGUGCAACAAAUAUUUUCAUGUCCACUGCAUAGCGAAAAUUGCCAAAAAAAAAAACCAAACACAUGAUAAAAAAAAACAAGUAAAGGACGCAAUUUGUACCUAUGGAAAUAACAAGUAUGUGCUUCUCCCGUACGAAGUUACCAUUAAAGAAAACGUCCUUCUAGAUUUCUUGACGAAUGCCUACCACCGUGUGAACGAGGCAGGAGUGGGCAAUGAUGAGGUGAUACUCAGCUACACCGCCAAUGCGUUGGAUGAUACCCCGCGCGAUGAUGAUGGAACAGGUGAGUUGAACGCACACGAAAUAAACGAAAAAGAGAAGAAACAGGAACACGCGAAAGGAGGAAACAACUCAUCCGUUGGAGGCAAACACACACCAGAUGAACAACUCUGCCUGGAUUAUUUAAACCAUUUCCCCAUGUUUCACAAAAUGAGAAAAUUUAAAUCAUUCCCUAAUUGUUCAAAAGCAAAAAAUAGUGUAAUCCCAGUGCAUGAAAACUUUCUUCUGAAUUUCUUCCCUAUCCAUUUGCCAAUCUAUGAAAUAAAAAGUAGUAGAAAAUUUCUCCUCAUUUUUGUAAAUGUAAAAAGUGGAGGACAAGUUGGAAAAAAACUCUACCAAGAAUUGCUUAUGUAUUUUAACCCCCUACAAAUCAUAAGUAUAAAAAGUGAAAAAAAUGUUUUAAAUGCCCUGAAUAUGUAUAAGGAAAUGAUUUGCCUGAACAGAGUAAUUAUCCUUCUCUGUGGAGGAGACGGAACGAUAAGCAUCUUCAUCGACACGUUAUUAAAAUUUUUUGCAAAUGAAGUUGCCAUGGAUGCUCUGCAGGGAAAGAACAAGGGGAAAUACUACAAAUUGUACAGGAGUGAUAAAAAAAGUGAACACUUUGUCUCCACAAAGAGUACAUUCCUAAAUAAAACCAUUAUGAAUAUUACGGCAAAGUUGAAGCACAAUAAAGACGCACUUAGGAAGAAGUGGGCAAAUAACAUCACCGCGCAAGCGAAAAAGCCGACUACCUUUUUUUUAAAAAAAAGGAGUGAGAAGAAUGCUGAUGGGGAAGAUGCAGACCAUUGCGGUGACGAUGACGAUGCGGGGCACAUAAGUGAGGAGAACGCGGAAACGUACUUUGGGAAUGACUCCUGCACGGCCCACGUGUGGGGCGAAAAUCAAAGUGAUGAGUUGGCGCCCAAGCUGACGUCCAAGGUGAAGGGCACGUUUGCAGGCGGUAGACGCAUCGACGAUCCCUCCGCCUUGAAUGGCGAAUUGAAGGGCGACUUAAUUGGCCAGUUAAGUAGCGAGUUAAUGGGCCAGUUAAGUGGCGAGUUAAGUGGCAAUUUAAAUGGCGAGUUAAGUGGCAAUUUAAAUGGCGACUUAAAUGACGAUUUGCGGCAACACCUGAGUAACGAUCUGAACAGCGAGAUCAAUGACUGGAGCUCGGGGCGCAGCAGCCCCAAGGAUAUGACCAGAAGGGGAACCGAAGCCAAGUGCGGAAACGGGAAGUACCUGUACAUCCUGGAAAAAUUGAGGAACUUCAAAAAAAAGGGCACCGAAAAGGAUGAUGAUGGAGAAAACACAGGCGAACUCUGCGAAGACGAAGCCUACAAGGGAAGCACGGUGAAGAGCUUCCAAAACGGAAACUCCAUGAUGGACAAGUACUACAAUAGCAACACACUCAUAUAUAGUAAUUACACAGAGAAUAAUGAGGACCCUUAUUCUGAAUCUCGGAGGGGGAAGGAGAAUGAAAAAAUGUACGACAAUAUUCUUUACCAUGAUUACAAAGAAAAGGCCACCAAUUAUUUGCCAAUGAAAACCAAAUUAAAUGAAAAUUCGCCGUCGUACUGUCAGGAAGCCAAUGUGGCGAACCCAAGUGAUGAACCGGACGGGACCUUGGGGACGAACCCAAACAAGGCAGACAAUAAGCUGCACUCUGGUAAUGGCACCAGUUUGAACUACAGCAAUGGGAAUUCACUUAACAGCGGCAGCGCUGACUGUGAUGGGGAAACCCCUGUGUAUGUCUGCAAUGGGGACGAUGUGACACCCCACCAGGGUGGUUACUCAGGUGGUUCCCCGGGUGAUUACCAAAUGGAUGUAAAAGGGAAGACAACCCUGACGGAUGGACUCUCCAAAUUGGAAGCAGAAAAUCCAAAUCCAAGUGAUGAAAAUAUCAUCUUCCAAAUAGAUAAUGGAUACAAAGUUGUGCACUCAAAGGAAAAAAAAAAAACUGACCAAGGUGAUCACCCCUCUUGUGAACAAAAAGAAAUUAUAAAUAACGUUAUCAAAGGGGAAGAUAAAGAAAAGAGAUCGCACAAAAGUUCUCUCGAAUCUUACAUAGCAUGUGCACCUAUAGGUAUACUCCCCCUAGGCACAGGAAACGAUUUAAGUUACAGUCUAGGAUGGGGGUGCGGGUACAAUAACGACCCACUGGUGUACUUAAACAAAAUGAAGAGCACAAAAAACGAAUACAUAGAUGUAUGGAACAUGAAAGCAUAUGACAUAAAUAACAACCUCAUUUUAAACAAUAGCUUUAUAAACUACUUCGAUUUUGGAAUCAUCUCCAGAUUAGCUCUCCAUUUUGAUAACAUCAGAAAAAAGUUCCCCCAUUUUUUUAACAGCAGAAUUGGAAAUAAAAUACUCUAUGGAGAAGUAGGCUUCAGAGACUUCUGCUUCAAUACAUACAAAUAUAAGUUAAACAAAAAUAUAAAAUUGUACUGUGAUGGGAAGAAGGUCAAAAUUGAUGAGGACAUAGAAAGUGUGUGUUUGAUUAACAUCCCCUACUUUCUUGGGGGAAUUAAAAUAUGGAAAGAUGAUGACAAGGAUAAACACUACCAUUCUGACAUUGAUAAUAGACAAAAACAGGAACAUGUAAGAAGGAGGACAAGUAAAAAGAAGAUGAAGGAACAAGUGGAUGGAAACAAAUCAGCCAACACCUCCAGCAAUAGCAGCUUUAUUGGCUGCUCAAUGAAUGAUAAUUUGCACAAUGGAAAUAACGGAGGAGUUCUUUCGAACAGUUUCGGGGGGGGAACUGGGCACCCUUUUGAUGACAAUAAAAAAAUGGGCAUGGCAGAAUUUCUAAAAAGUGCUGCUUUAAAACAUUCGGCUGGGGAGGAUGUCAACCCAUCGGAGUUUUUCCAAAAUGAAAAAACAAAUGGGAUUAUACCUUCACAUAGUGAAGGAGUGAAUCAUCCACAAGGGGAGGAAAAUGCUUCCCCCCCCACGAAUGAGCAGCCAUUCGACUAUAGCAACAUAUACAAAUCGUACAGACUGGACUUUUACAGACAAAAGAAACGGAAGCAGAAGUACCGAAAGCAGAAAAUGGAUGACAAGGUCAUUGAAGUCAUCGGGUUUCGCAAUAUUUUCCACAUUUUUCAGGUGCAGAUUGGUAUGUCCAGUGCGAUUAAACUUUGCCAGGGAAGUGACAUAAAAGUGAAGAUUGACAAAACGUUUAUUCAAAACAAGAACAAAAUUUACUUCCAGUACGAUGGAGAGCCCGGCUUUCUCAACAUCCAUAAGUUGCAUUUCACUCACAAGUGCCAAUAUUUGUUUUUGUCUCCUAAGGACCCAAUUUGA
Molecule: messenger RNA, 4233 nt
Organism: Plasmodium cynomolgi strain B
Lineage: Eukaryota; Apicomplexa; Aconoidasida; Haemosporida; Plasmodiidae
Product: diacylglycerol kinase
Exons: 2
Coding region: 1-4233 (1410 amino acids)
Molecular function (GO): ATP-dependent diacylglycerol kinase activity
Source: RefSeq, a predicted model, not a curated record